This is a messenger RNA of Dendronephthya gigantea, 2820 nucleotides long. RefSeq names its product F-box/WD repeat-containing protein 2-like. Bases 96 to 1601 code for a protein of 501 amino acids. The record is from RefSeq and is a predicted model, not a curated record. Gene Ontology annotation, molecular function: protein binding. The transcript is spliced from 6 exons. NCBI's taxonomy places the organism in Eukaryota, Metazoa, Cnidaria, Anthozoa, Malacalcyonacea, Nephtheidae.
UAAAAACUCUUCAAAAUGGACGCGAUGUUGGUAGUUAUUUUGUAAUUUUUGUUAUUUGGUAUUUUGUAAUCAUCUUUGAUGUAUCUGUAAUUCAAAUGGCUGGCAUUGUGAAACCUAUUACUUUAGCCUCUAGUCCAGAGUGGAUAAAAAAUUUUGCAAACAAUUUCGCAUCCCUCAGCGAUUGCAAGAAAAACGUUGUUAUAGAAAUGAUCCUGACACUUUGCGGACCAAAGCAGCUACGAUUUCUUUGCGACGAGGUCGACUGCUUAGUUAAACGCGACUUUCUCAGGUUUUUGCCCAUGGAAAUUGUGCUUCACAUCGUAAAAUUCCUGGAUUUUAAAACGAUUGCUUGUUGUAGUUCCGUCUCGAAGACUUGGAACGAUGUUUUAUCGCGUUGUGACGAAGUUUGGUUUGUUGCGUGCAAGAAUCGUGGGCUUAUUAGCCGUCAAAUGACAAAACAUGUUAAAACGGAUUGGAAAAAAGAAUUGAAGAGUGCUUUUCGAAGAGCGAAGAGGCUUCGAGGGAAGUUUUGUUUUAGUAAACGGGAAUUAGAGGGUCACACGAGCAAGGUGACAGCACUGUGUUAUAAAAAUGGCCUUUUAGCAAGUGGUUCGAAUGAUCGAACUGUCAGAUUAUGGGAUGUUUCCAACGGCACCUGUAAAUAUCAACUGAUAUGUCAUACUUGCACAGACCUUAAAUUUGAUGAGACACAAGUCAUCACAGCUUCAUUUGAUAACAACCUUGCCAGGUGGGACUGGUCAACCGGCAAUUGUCUAACAAAGUAUCAAGGUCAUGUGGGAUCCGUGUUUUGUGUCGACUACAACACAGAGUUGGACUUGGUCGUUAGUGGAUCAUCUGAUCAUACUGUAAAAUUGUGGCAAUUGUCUACUGGGUUAUGUUUGGCAACAAAGUUAGGACAUAGAAAUUGGUUGAUUAGUGUAUUGUUAGCAGAAGUUGCCCCAAGGUGCCAAAGAAAGUUACAAAUAACACACAUUGUGACUAGUAUUAGCAAAGAUCGUAUUAAGGUAUGGUCAACCAAUGCUGCUAAACAGUUUGCUUGUAUUGCUACAAUGAGAAGUUGCAAUAUUGAUCUCCGUGGCUACAGCUAUCUUCCUAGAUUACUGUGUAAUGGUCAUGAAAUAAUAUGUUCAUCCCCCGAGGGUGUUUGUUUUUGGGACUUGGAAACUUUUCAACUAACAAGGAGGCUUAAGAAAUACGAACAAUUUUUGGUUGCGCAUGGUGACAUAUUUUCACUUUGUUGGAAAAAUAACAUGCUUCACGUCGUAAAUAACAAGACUGGAGCCAGUGUGGGUGAACUACCGGCCCAAUGGUCAAAAGCAAAGCUCGGAUAUCGUUAUAAUGAUUGUGAAGGUGAAAUAGCCUGGCUGAGCGAUUGCUCGGCUGACCUCGAAACUGGACCGAUAUAUUUUGCGCCUUGCGAUAAAAAUAUCGCGAUAAUCCAGUGGAGUACGGAUUCUGUUCUUGUCAACGGCCUUACCACCAAUUUAGAUGUAAUCUUAGAUGGAAAAAGCUCAGGAAAUGAUAUUGAGUCAAAUUCAAAAACAAAUAACCUCAGGACACAUGAUAUAACGACAGCUUAAAAAUGAAAAAACUGCCAAAACCUUCCACGUUUUUGUUGAAGUUUUUGAUGUGAUUAUGUUGGCUUCAUCAUGACAUAAAAUGCCCGCCCAUCGAGACGACUUUUGAAGCAUUGAAUUUAGCAAUUUUUAUUAAAACAUUGCCUUAAAUAAGUUGUUGAAAAUGUGGUAAAACAACUGCCCAGAAUAUACAAAAACACUCUACGCUUUGAGGGAUCUUCGUCUAGUGUGAACGAUACCAAUCCCCCAGACCAGGGCGCUGUAAAACACUGUGUUUUACAGCGCCCUGCCCAGACGAAGACUUAAGACCCUUGGAAACGUGGCGACAUGGAAACGUCAAGGAGUAUUUUUUGUGUAUUUUAGUCAGCUAUUAUACCACAUUUGAUGCGGUUCAAAGACGCUGGCCAGCUGAUCAAUGGUUUUAUUCGAAGGUGAUAAAUUGUCUAAGAUAAUUCUUGAGAACAAAAAGCCAGCGUUCAGAUGCCAGUUACGUUUUCAUCCGUUCAUAGACAAUGAUUUCGUUUUAAAAAGCCAUAGAGGUCUAAUUUAGGCAGUCUGGAGACUGUUUAUAUUUGAAAAACGCAAGUAUUGUGGUGCAAUUAUGCAAAAUUUUUUUGAAACGACGUUAAAAAACGGAAUGAAAGCUGAAUGAUUAUUACUUAUAAUCGAGAUAUGGCCUGUGUAAAAAAAAUGCAUUUUCAUUACGGAGUAUGUUGAGUCUGAACUUCAAUUAAGUUUGCAAAGGUUGUCUGAGGGAUCACUCAUAGCUUUAUCAUUAAUCAUCGCUUCUUGCUGAAGUUGAAAUUAAAUUGUGUCGUGUUUACGAUUGUGCGCAUGAGCGAAGGCCAUAAGGUUGAUAUGUGUCAAAUCAUAGGUCAGAUGUGUCGUGCAUCUGAAAUAAUUCAGUUUAAACCUGCCCAUUUUUUUAUUUUUUGAGUAAAUAAGGCGUUUUACUUGUGAAAGACAUUCGCUGUAUUUUGGGAAGACGGUAUUGUUCUUGUGAAAUUGGCGAGAGAAAAAAAAGCUGGCUCCUUUAUUAACCCCUGAUAUUAUGAUCAGGUUAAGCGCAUUACUCAUGAUAUAAAACAAGUAUCGGGCAGAAUAAUGAGAAAACCAAACGCUGACAGCCUGACAUGAAGCUGCUCGGCAAACGAGACAUCACUCUUAGCAAAAAUCAUGUGCAUAUUACAUGUAAAUGAAUAUUUCAUGUAUACACAAGUAA